Kazachstania africana CBS 2517 is the source of this 981-nucleotide messenger RNA. RefSeq names its product homocysteine S-methyltransferase family protein. The transcript has a single exon. The record is from RefSeq and is a predicted model, not a curated record. Bases 1 to 981 code for a protein of 326 amino acids. Gene Ontology annotation, biological process: S-methylmethionine cycle. Lineage: Eukaryota; Fungi; Ascomycota; Saccharomycetes; Saccharomycetales; Saccharomycetaceae. Gene Ontology annotation, molecular function: S-adenosylmethionine-homocysteine S-methyltransferase activity.
AUGGGACGCGUACCUAUUAAAGAAUAUUUACUACGUAACUCAGAUAAGAUACUUGUUUUGGAUGGAGGCCAAGGUACUGAGCUAGAAAAGAGAGGAAUCAAUAUAUCCAGCCCUGUGUGGUCCACUUUGCCAUUUAUCAAUGAGUCAUUCUGGUCAAACAGUAGUUCAAAUGAUAGGAAAAUUAUAAAAGACAUGUACUCAGAUUUCAUUAGCGCUGGUGCUGACGUACUAUCUACUACGACAUAUCAGACAAGCUUCGCAUCAAUCUCAGAAAAUACCAAUAUUCAGACAUUAAAAGAUUACCAUGAGCUGUUGAAUAGGAUCACUAAAUUCACUCGUGAAUGUAUAGGAGAUUCAAAAUAUCUUGUUGGUUCUAUCGGAACUUAUGCAGCAUACUUAUCUGCCGAGUAUACUGGCGAUUUUGGUGAUGCCGCAGACACCAUUGAUUACCAUGGUUAUUUCAAACCACAACUAGACAAUUUUAAUAGAAGUACAGAGAUAGACAUAAUAGGCUUCGAAACAAUACCUAAUAUACAUGAAUUAAGGGCGAUUUUAUCAUUGAACAAAAAAGACCUUUCUAAACCAUUUUAUAUCAGUUUAUCGACUAAUAGUAAAGCUCAACUAAGGGAUGGUACUUCACUAAAGGGCGUGGUUGACGUCAUCAAAUCAUUUGAAAGUACUCUAAAUCCGAACCUAAUUCUUUUGGGUAUUAACUGUAUUGGAUUGAACAGCUCUCACUUAACAAUGGAAUAUUUGAAUAAUCAUCUACCUCAAUUUCCUUUGAUCGUGUACCCAAAUAGUGGGGAGAAGUAUGAUCCUGUCAGAAAGAUUUGGCUAGCUGACGAAGAUCCUGCCUUUACUUGGGAAUACAUCGUGCAUAGAUAUCUUGAUGCAGGUGCUCGAAUUGUUGGAGGAUGUUGCCGAACAACUCCAAGCGAUAUACGUAGCAUCUCAGAGGCCAUUAAAUGCUACACAAAAUAG